Molecule: messenger RNA, 2280 nt
Organism: Carya illinoinensis
Lineage: Eukaryota; Viridiplantae; Streptophyta; Magnoliopsida; Fagales; Juglandaceae
Product: probable aminotransferase ACS12
Exons: 5
Coding region: 112-1710 (532 amino acids)
Biological process (GO): amino acid metabolic process; biosynthetic process
Molecular function (GO): aromatic-amino-acid:2-oxoglutarate transaminase activity; pyridoxal phosphate binding; L-aspartate:2-oxoglutarate transaminase activity
Source: RefSeq, a predicted model, not a curated record
ACGGUUAUAAACUGAGAACUUUGUCUCAUCCUCAUCGCCUCGACCAAACUUUCCACUCCAACGGACCAUCCGAGGCCUGAGACUAUUUCGGCGGGCCCAUACGCCAAACUCAUGACCCGACCCCGUAGCCCAGAAGACAAUGAACCCGAAUCCCAGGCUCGAAAGCCCGCCGGAUCCACCGCGAUGCGCCUCGUAGUGCCUCUACAGGGUGUAGUCCAAGGUAGCGGAGGUCUUAUAUUGGGCUCUCUCAUCCCUUACGCCCUCUUCUACUUUUUCCAGCUCUACGUUAAGCGGCACCGUUCUCCCAGGUCCGACUCGAACCCAACAUCGCCGUCUCAGUCCUCGUCCAACCUCGCUGAGCUCCCACGCUCAUCCUCGCGGUCCAAUUUAUCGUCCCGAGGGUCCAUACGACGCGUCCGAGUCUCUUCUAGGGCGAGCUCGAUUGCGAGACCGAACGACUCGCCAUAUUAUAUCGGGUUGGAUAAGGUUUCGGAGGAUGCUUAUGACAGGUUCGAUAACCCCAAUGGCAUUAUCCUAUUUGGGUUGUCGGAAAACAGACUGUGUUUUGAUUUGAUUGAGAAAUGGCUUUCGGAGAACUUGAAGGAUUCAGUAAUUGGAAGUCACGGCGGUUAUUUGAGUAUUAGUGGAAUCGUAGCGUACCGACCGUUCGAUGGAUUAAUGGAGUUGAAAGGGGCAAUGGCAGGUUUCAUGUCUCAGGUAAUGGGAGGAGCAGUCUCAUUUGACCCAUCACAGAUGGUGUUGACCUGUGGUGCAACUCCUGCUCUUGAGAUGCUAUGCUUCUGCUUAGCAGACCCAGGAAAUGCAUUUCUUGUACCCACGCCUUAUUAUCCUGGUUUUGACAGGGACAUGAGUUGGCGCACUGGAGUGGAACUAAUACCAGUUCACUGUCGCAGAACUGACAACUUCAUUAUAAGUAUCGGCGCUCUAGAUCAAGCAUUUAAUCAGGCAAGAAAACGUGGAGUAAAAGUUCGUGGGAUUCUCAUCUCUAAUCCUGCAAAUCCUGUUGGCAAUUUGCUACCUCGGGAAACACUUGACAGUCUUUUAGAUUUUUCGCAAGAGAAGAACAUCCAUAUUAUAGCUGAUGAAAUAUUUGCGGGGUCUAUGCAUGGAACCAAGGAAUUUGUAAGCAUGGCUGAAGUUCUUGAUUCGAAAGAUAUUGACAAAACUAGAAUUCAUAUAGUAUAUGGUCUAUCAAAAGAUCUCUCUCUUCCCGGAUUUAGAGUUGGGGCGAUCUAUUCCUUUAACGACAGUGUUUUGGUUGCCGCUAAAAGGUUAACGAGGUUUUCUUCAAUUUCUGCUCCAACCCAGCGGCUGCUAACUUCAAUGCUCUCAGAUACCAGAUUCACUCAGGCAUAUAUUAAGACCAACAAAAAGAGGAUACGGGAAAUGCAUGAUUUGUUUGUGGCAGGUUUGAAACAAUUAGGAAUCGAGUGUACACUGAGUAGUGCUGGUUUAUAUUGUUGGGUUGAUUUGAGUGGAUUAAUUCCCUCUUAUAGUGAGAAAGGGGAACUUGAUUUAUGGGAAAAGCUGUUGAAUAUUGCUAAGAUCAAUGUAACUCCGGGGUCUGCUUGUCACUGCAUAGAACCGGGAUGGUUCCGAUGUUGUUUUACUUCUUUAUCUGAAGAGGAUAUUCCUAUAGUUAUAGAACGGAUCCGGAAAGUUGCUGAAACUUGCAAAUCUUCAAGUUGAAAUACCGUGGUAGAAACAGCUAAUUCAGUAGUUUUCACAUUGACACCUUACAAAAGUUUAUCAGAAAUAUGAGUUCAGCUGUCUUUUAGUUAUCAUAGAGUUGAAAUUUACAUUGCAGAUUUAGUAAAUUUUUUUGCACUGUCAAGUCCCAGAAAUGAGAAUUAUAAUGAUUUUCGAAGAGAAACUGAAGGGAAGGAACUGAAUGCAGAAAUGUUGGGCCACAAGGUAGGUAGAAGUUUUCUAUGUCACUUUCAAUAUCGGCAAGUGCUUCCUCUUCCUAUACAGUGCUUCGAUCAUCUUGCUGCCAGAUUUGUAAAUGAAGCAUCCGAAAGCACCUUUCUUUGUCAAUUCCUGUCAUAGUUGCAUUCAGACAAGAGUAAAAGUUGUUUUGCACUCCUUGUUCAAAUAGGGGAUAGAUAACAUUUGCUUUUUCUCUCUUUUUGGGUUGGAAGGAAUUGACUACUUUUUUGGUAAAAUCUUGCUGUAUUUUUUUCUUGGUUAAACAUACUUACCAAUUGUUGUUCAAUAGUAGGCUAAUGCCUAGAUUAAUGAUAAACAAAAUUGAAGCAA